Mycena citricolor is the source of this 1559-nucleotide messenger RNA. The record is from the annotation of a GenBank genome assembly. Lineage: Eukaryota; Fungi; Basidiomycota; Agaricomycetes; Agaricales; Mycenaceae.
CGGUCAUUCUACCACUAAACACUGACUCGGAGGUGAAACGGCACUCAGACGGGCCGCUCCCACUUGUCUGGUCUUGAGUCUAAUCGCGUCUGACUUCAAAUCUCACUGAAUCCUGCGUGCUCCUGUCGCCAAAAUACUGCAUGUUGGCCGCGCCCUUGGACUGUCGACCAAAUUCGAAUUGGAACAACCUAACAGCGUCGUUGGCGUCAUGAUGGCUUCCCAAGUCUUUCAGCUGGCAUGUGUUCGCGCGCAUAAUUGCUCUCGGUAUCGCUCUUGAACUCCCCCCAGUGAUGCCAGACGAAAUAGCGAUGGGCUGUUUGGUGCACACUCAUUGCCUAAGACUCGACACCUCGUACUGGAAGGGAACCGCGGUCAAAUAGUCGGAAUGCGGGAUGGCGGGUGGUCUCGUUAUCGCUUUCGACUGUUGGUGUGUCGCUCGGACCCUGGGGAAUCAUCGGACUACUCUCCUGUGUCGCCCACGGAGCAGAUUCCCUACUGAGAUCUGGGGAUGUGCUAGCAUCUCUGUUCGCUACGGAAUCGAACGGGAUGGAGAGGUACCAACGGGAAGGCUGCCAAGGCCCAAUCAUGCAGUGCUGCAUCGAGAUAGCUCUGGAUGAAAGUGCUUCAUGAACUCGCGGCGAAGACCUCUGUGCCAACCAACAGGUCAUGGUUAAACUUGAGUCUCUACGAGCCUUGGAUCAUGCACCCAUCAGCCUAUAUCGGGAGGACAAUGGUUUUCCAGGCUUGAUUGCGCACAUCCGGUGCUGUAACGUGACUCCAGUGGAUACGCCCGCGCUCGCAUUGUCGGGGGUAGGCGUGUCCUUUGCCUCUGCAUCACCACCGCCCAAGUCAUACACAUGUCUUCCGUUCCACUGGCCUUCGGUACCCAGCCGCGGCAGCCUUUGAUCGAAAGUUGCUACAAAGUCCGGACGGCACCGCCCAAGAAACUGCAGAACAGUCUGUUAAAGAGUAUCUCGCGACGUAUACAGAUCAUCCCAACCGAAUUCGACUUCCUACCAUCGUCGGAGCUGGCUCAUUCGUUCAUUGAGCUUUACAGCAUGCGUCAGUCAUCGUGGGAGGCGUCGUUCGAGCCACACGGAUCCAUGUACCGUGAGACAGCGCGCCCAGUUGUGAGGACGAAGAACAAUCGAACCAAGACACUAAAGGAAUUGCGCCGGGACCUCCUGGCUCUAAAGGCUCCGGGCCACGGGAACCAACCCGCCGUCUGGGGUAUCCGCCGCACUCAUCUGAAGUACCUGAAGCACCAUCGCAUAACUGCACGUCUUCCCAAUGUACCAACUAGGUUCUUCCGGUACAACGGCAUCGAGAACUACGUGUGGAAUCGGAAGCCCUCUCCUCUCUCAAGGCCGCUCUUGAUCGAAGUGGACGACGACAUUCCUCUGGCGCAAUCUCCCAGCGAGAUCAACUCUCCGACUGAAUUGACGCCAACGAUGACCGAGCCAUCCCCAGUUGAGAAAUGCUCACCUCAGCUAGAGGCUCGGCCUCGUCGUGCACGGAAGAAACCGAAUCAAAGGAAGGAGGAUGUCAGUCAGCGGUAG